Molecule: messenger RNA, 1245 nt
Organism: Monascus purpureus
Lineage: Eukaryota; Fungi; Ascomycota; Eurotiomycetes; Eurotiales; Aspergillaceae
Source: the annotation of a GenBank genome assembly
AUGGCCCCGCUCAUCUACAUCCACCCCAACCCCGAACAAACCAUCAUCCCUCUUCUUCGCGCGCAUUUCCCUUACUCGGUCUCCUUGCUCCGGCGCAUCCAGCAUGCUCUGGCAUAUUCAUCCAGCACUGCCAGAGUCCUGGCGACUUUCCCACCGAAUGCAACUGGAGCUGUAACUGAUCUCCGAUCACCCUGGCUGGCCGCUUAUGUCGAUCUCUUCCGCGGCAGGGAAACGCAGAUAAUCCUCUACUCGAGUCUGCAAAGGGAUGCUCCCACUGACUCAAACCCGGUAUUAGCCGGCAAUGAGAAGCAGCACAGUGAAGCUGAAAAUGCAACUGCAAAUGCGAAUGCAAAGGGAGAUGCGGUCUCUACACUUUCAACCACAGACCCUGCCGUUCUCGAUCUUGUCCGCGGCCAACUCCUAGGCCUUCUGGUAUACAUCAAAGCCAAAUUACUCCCGGAAUACCUGGCAACACAGUGUCAUCCAGACGGUCCCAGCACAGGUGCUAACGGUGCCAAUACCACAAAGAAAGACCACACAAUCCCCCCUCCACCACCACAGGCCUUCCUGAUCGGCUGUCUACAUACGGGAUUACAGUCCCUCCUCACGGCCUCGGGCACAUAUACGGAUCCCAACCCGUGGGCUGGUGUGAAGAUCCAUCGAUUCGAUAAUCCGCCGUAUGUGAAGUAUCUGUUUCCGCCGGCGAUACUGGAGACAUCGAUCGUGGAAGAGGGUUACACGCUGCCGCCGGGAUACAGAUUCGAAGAUAAAUACGGCCGACGCGGUCUUCAGUCGUACCAGUUCGACCUCGUGCAGAGCAGGACGCAUAUUCCUCGCUCUUCGGAGUCCCUAGGAUGUAUGCCUAGUUUGGGUAUUUAUUUCUCUGGUACUGCUACUGCUACCGCUACCCAGCAAGGGGACGACCAAGACCAAGACAAGGAAUGGCCUAUUGCAUGGGCGUUUAUCGGAUUCGAUGGCGCCCUCGCGACGCUGCAUGUCGAACCCGAGCAUCGCGGGAAGGGGCUGGCGGUGCAUUUGUCCAAGGAGGUCAUGAAGAGGGGUUUAUCUGCCAAGGGACCCUUUCGUACUCCCGUCUCUUCUUCGGGAGGGAGAGAAGAUGGGGGAUGGGGACAUGUUGAGGUGGCAAUGAAUAAUGUUGCUAGUCGUAGGGUUAUGGAGAAGGUCGGGGGUGAAACGGGGUGGACUGUUACAUGGACUGUUGUUGAGCUUGUGGAUUUGGAUUAG